GAAUACCUUCUUUCAUAUACAAUUUGUUAGCACCAUACUAAAAAAAUCAUCGUAAGUUAAGGCAGUUGCUUGUUGUUAGUACGAAUUGAACACGUUCAUAAGACGCUUUGAGUUGCAUAUAUCUUAUAGAAUAAAGGUGCGAUGAACAUGAGACCAAGAGGCACAGGAACCGGGGCUAGACGUUCAAGAUUAAGUGCUACCCCAGUGUAUGAAGAUUUUAAGCCAACUUUCGAAUGGAAGCAUGAAGAAGGAGCUUCUAUACUACUUUACCAUUUGCCUGGAUUUGCUAAAGAACAAAUCAGAAUUGUAGCUGAAAGUAGCGGGAUUUUAAGAGUUCGGGGAGAACGUCUCGUUACCAGUAAUAGAUGGAGUCGGUUUCAAGAGGAAGCUAUGGUUCCAAAAGAUUGUAACAUGAGUGAUAUUCGAGCAAAGUUUGAAGGUGGAAUUCUUACUAUUACAAUGCCAAAAAAGACAACUACCAUUAAUAAGGAAACUCCCGUUGAAAAACAACCCAACACUCGUGCAACAUUUCAAGAACCUCCUACUACAUCGAGUGUACCAAACCCUAGUUUACAACAAAACCCUCAACCUCAGUUUCAAGAUGAAUCAUCUUCGAAACCUACUAUGCCAACUACUGUAGAAAAGACUCCGACGGUUCGAAAAGGUGUUAGUCCACCAUCUUCGAUACCCGGAAAAGGCGAAGAUAUUAACCCACAACGCAAAAUACAACAAGAAGCAAAUGUACCACAUGUGAAGCCUCCAAUUGAUUUAAAGCAAUCUCCAAACAACCAAGGUAGCACUAACCAACAAAUUUCUGACUAUAUUAAAUCAAAAGUUACAAAAGAUCACAAAGAGAUGAAUGAAAAAUACAAGGCAGCUAAUUCUCAAGUACAAGAGAAACAUGAGAAGUAUGUUGAUGCUCUUGAUCUAGACAAGAUGAACUUUCAUGAAAUGGAUAAAAAUUAUGGAAAUGAUGAUGGUAAAAGUGAUACAAAAGGUCAACUAUUGAUAAAUAUGGGUGUAGCAAUAUUAGUGAUGGUUGCACUUGGCACACAAAUAUACUACUCCUUCGAUUCUAAUGCUUAGAUUGAUUGAUUUUAUUGUACUUUUAAUUAAGGGUAUGUAUGUAAUCAUUUCAUAAUUCUAUAUGGUAAAUACUUAUGUAUAAGAUCUGAUACAAUAUUAAUAUAUUUUUAAUUUUUUAUUAUUAUGUCUGUAAUCGACCCUUGAU
Chenopodium quinoa (quinoa) is the source of this 1231-nucleotide messenger RNA. RefSeq names its product inactive protein RESTRICTED TEV MOVEMENT 2-like. Bases 142 to 1086 code for a protein of 314 amino acids. The transcript has 2 exons. Lineage: Eukaryota; Viridiplantae; Streptophyta; Magnoliopsida; Caryophyllales; Amaranthaceae. The record is from RefSeq and is a predicted model, not a curated record.